GACUCGCUAGAAACACAACGGCUGUUGUCUCAGAAUAAUGAGCUGCUUCGCGAGAAUUCAGUGAUGGUGGCGAAUAGCAGGCAAUGGGAGAAAGAUCUCCACUCCGUUUACGAACAGUUGAAGGCCAAGACCAAGGAGCUUGCCAGUGCCAAAGAGGUGAGUUAUUCUCUCUACCCCUUGUGCGGUUACACUUGCCGUGUGUAUGCGGGGUUGGAUAGUCUGGCUGGUUCAAUGCAAUGA
Molecule: messenger RNA, 240 nt
Organism: Sphaeroforma arctica JP610
Lineage: Eukaryota; Ichthyosporea; Ichthyophonida
Exons: 1
Source: RefSeq, a predicted model, not a curated record